Messenger RNA from Aspergillus candidus, 298 nucleotides. RefSeq lists its product as uncharacterized. The transcript has 2 exons. NCBI's taxonomy places the organism in Eukaryota, Fungi, Ascomycota, Eurotiomycetes, Eurotiales, Aspergillaceae. The coding region runs from base 7 to 168 and encodes 53 amino acids. The record is from RefSeq and is a predicted model, not a curated record.
CUAUUUAUGAACAGGGGCCAGUACUUUGCAACUCCGCAAAAGGUCUUCUUGACUAUGUUGAACGUGGGGUUGAUUGUAAUUGCGACUGCUCUUUGCGCGCUAGGUCUAUGGUCAUCGGGCAGGUCGAUACAUGAGGAGGGAGGUCGCAACAGCUUCUCUUGUUCCUGAGAUUGCCCUUCCAUGGUCCCCUGGGUGAGCCAGACGAGGUAAGGUGCUUAUUUCUGUAGAACGCGAUGGUAUAAAAAUGGGAGAUACUUAUGGCGUUUUGUAAUACCGCUGGAGGAUCACGUCGGUGUGA